CUGCCGUCGUGGGGCAGGGGCUCGCGGCAGGAGGCGGGUGUCAGGAUUUCCUGGAGAUCAGUUAGCAACUUCCUUUCUCUUCUUGCGGCGAGGUGGGAGUGGGGGCGGCGGGGGAGCCCGGUGAAAGCCAGGGUUCCUCCUCCUUCGGGGGCAUUGUGUGCCGUGGGACCUGGCCCCGCCCCCCUCCUGCCAGACACCUAGGGCCUCCCUGGCGGUGGAGACUUUGACCCCAAUAUUAGCCUCCGCUUGUCCUACCAGCUCCUUCCCUUCUGUGUCAGAAAGCAGGGCCCAAGCUCUGGACGCCUGGGCUGGCCCUGUCUCCAGCUCUGAUCUGCCAUGCUGGGUGACCUUGGGGACGCCCCAGCCCUCUCUGGGACUGUGCUUCCCAGCUUGUGCCCCAGGGGAGAGGAGCCUGCCUGCUCUCUACUGGGAGAGGGCAGGACAGCAGGCCAGACGGUGCAGGGUGUGACUGGCUGCCUGACCCAAGGCUGGGCGACCUCCCGGUGGGCCACUGGGAGGCGGGGGUGGGGUCUGAGCACUGCCCCAGCCUUCCUGUUCCUCCCUCAGACCCUCUACAAGAGGGGGACAAGCUUCCCUGGCCCGGCAUGGCAGCUUAGCCUGCAGACUGAGAUGGGUCUAGAACAUGCCUUCGCAACGAAGGCUGAACUUGCUGCGCGGUCUGCAGCGGCCCAUCUGCAGAGUCAGGUUCAUGGGUGGGCAUGGUGUCCCUGCUCACGCAUGGGCGGUCAGUAGUGUUCAUGUCAACGCUGGGUGGAGUCAGCAACCUCAAGGGGUAGGUGCUGUGAAUGCCCCUGUUCAUGGCCACCCUGGUGCUCCCAGCCACCCCCGGCUGGUCCCCCCUCAGUCAAUGGGGAGAGACCGGCUGGGAGAGGAGCUGGGUCACUUCUCAGCUGGGGUCCUGCAGAGGGAGGUUGAGGAACAGAGCCUGGGGUGGGAUACCUCCAAGUGCCUGGACCGCCGGCUUUGCCUGCAGCUCUGUGGUUUAGGCGACCCACACCCUCUCUGGGCCAGCCUGCAGGGUGUCUUUCUGCUCCUGUCCCCACCAGGGGACAAAGCUUGUGACAAGGAACUGAGCUCAGGAAUUGUCCCACCUUUUGUCACUGGUGCUGUCUUUACUGUUGUCAUUAGCAACUGAGGUUUCAUUUUAAUUACUUUUUUACACUUUUUUUUUUUUAAAGAAAGCUUAUUUAUUUAUUUGAAAGUCAGAGUUUCAGAAAAGGAGAGGCAGAGAGAGGAGAGAAGGAUCUUCUAUCAGCUGGUUCACUCCCCAAAUGGCCACAAUGGCCAGGGCUGAGCCAGGCCAAAGCCAGGAGCCUCAUCCAUGUCUCCCACAUGGGUGCAGGGGCCCAAACACCUGGGCCAUCUUCCACUGCUUUCCCAGGCACAUUAGCAGGGAGCUGGAUUGCAAGUGGAGCAGCCGGAACUCAAACCUUUACCCUUAUGGGAUGCUGGCACUGCAGGCGGUGGCUUUACCAACUACACCACAGCACUGGCCCCUCAUUUUAAUUAUUUUAAGUAACGGUAUAAAAAUAAUGGUGGUUUUACCAAAUAGGCUUCCAUUCUUGAGCCCUGGUUGUUUGUUCCAGGGGGCUGGGGUAGGGUGACAGAGACCCCCCCUCCCCACUUUCCUGCAUCCCUGCACCUACAUCCCUCCCCACCAUCUGGGAGCAGCCAGGAUGAAAUACAAGCAGAUAAUCAUUGAAUGCUCAUUCAUUCAUGCAUGUGUUUUGGCCACUGGGUUUUCAACAGUGAUGAAACAGACUCAAAUCCCUGCCCUGGGGUUUCCAGUCUGCUGAGCUGGCGGGCAGUCCGUGAGACACAGUAAAAGCUACAGUAUGUGAUGUGAUCCUAGAGCUUUGGAGGAAAAUUAAGCAGAGGAAGGGGAGGGGGAGUGCUCUGGGGGAGUGGACGUGCCGGAGCCAGCUUUGCAGCCUUCUGGGACAAGUGUCGCGGUGAGGCUGCCCCACAGGAUUGCAGAGCUAAGGAUGCCUGGCCGCCCUGCGGAGCCAGAGCCCAGGGGGAAGGCGGUCCUGGCAGCCUUGCAGAGCUCCGAGUCCUCCAGGCAGGAGAGGGUCAGGCAGCAGGUGUGUGCAGGGCUGAGUGGGUGUGGGAAAAAGGGGGACAUGGGAUGUAGAGGGGGAAGGGGCCAAGGCUGCCCUCUGGGAGUCUGUACCCCAGGGGGCUUCUGACAAGGUUGUUAGGGGACCAGCUUUUCACCAUAGCAAAAGUCCGCCUGCUUGCAGUGUUCGUGAUCCCCCGGCUGGGGAUGAAGUCACAGGGCCCUUGGCCAUGGCUGUCAUGGACACAGAAAUGGAAGGGAGUUCUGGAGGGGCUGAAGCCAAAUGCAUUCGCUCCUCCACCUGCCCCGAAGGGUUGAAAUGCUGCGGGAAGAGCUGCUGCCAGGAAAACGAGUUCUUCUCUGGCCCCUUGAGGAUCUUCGUCAUCAUCUUCCUGGUCAUCCUGCCCGUCUUGUGCAUCUGUGGCCUGGCCAAGCGCUUCUGUCGCAACUGCAGACAGCCAGAGCAGGAUCCCGCACCGGACCGCCAGGGGCCCCCGGAAGUGCCCCCCGUAGCUUCCCCGGAGAGAGUCUGGGUGUCUGCCUGUGAUCCCCCACCCCCCUACAGCGAGAUCGUCCUGAAGCCUGCCCUAGGCCCGACCCCCUUGGAGCCGCCGCCACCCUACAGCCUCUUGCCCGAAGACCAUGCUGAGAUGCCAACGGGCACUGACAACCCAGCCUUCUGAGCCACCUCCUCCCCGCGCCUCCCAGAGCGACUCAGAGACUCUGCCACCCUGGAAUGCCUGCACCCGUCCCGCCGGCCUCCGGUCAGCCUCGGAUUUAACUUAUUGCUUUUCCUGCCCCGCUUCCGCCCCAGCUGCCUAUCCUGUCCUGAGGGCUGGGCUGCAGCAACAGAAUCCGCCCCUUCCCGCAGUUGGAGACAGCCAGGAGGAAACUGUCGGUGCCCAACCGUGGUGCCGGCUACUCGGCAGGGUAGUGAGAGCCCUGUCUCUGGAGGCAUACAAGUCUUGACUGGCCAGCCAGCUUGGGGCUACUAUGGAGGCCCUUCUGCACCCAUGGGAGAUGGGACUGGGUGACUAGAAAAAGCCCCACUGUAAACCCCCUGCGAUGCACACUAAAUGUGUGUCCUCACUAAACGUUGGCUGACUGUG
This is a messenger RNA of Oryctolagus cuniculus (rabbit), 3189 nucleotides long. NCBI's taxonomy places the organism in Eukaryota, Metazoa, Chordata, Mammalia, Lagomorpha, Leporidae. The record is from RefSeq and is a predicted model, not a curated record.